AUGAGCGAGGGUGACUCGCGUACGAUUGAUCAGCAAAGUGGUGGCAACAGCGCUUCAAAAUACCGAGGGAAAAAAGAUCCAGCAUGGCAGUACUGUACCGCUGAUAUUGGUGGUGGAUUAAAAAAAAUCAUUUGUGAUUUUUGUCAUGUAACAAUCGGCGGUGGAGGAAUUCACCGAAUGAAGGAGCAUCUAGCCGGCGCACCUGGUAAUGUUGUUUCUUGUUCUAAAGUCCCUUCUGAAGUUCGUUUUCGAAUGAAAUCAUCAAUAAAAGAACAUCAAGACAAGAAAAAGGAGAAGGUUAUGAGUGCUGGUAAUGGGGACCAAUGUGAUAAUGAGUUCCAAGAUAAUAGAAAUAGAGCUUUGAUAAACUUCUUAGUUUAUUCUCAACAUGGCGUGUCAUUCAUUAAGUCCGUUGAUAUCUCUAGUAUAGAGGCAAAUGCAGAGAAUCUGUGCAACUUGUUUGCUGAAAUUGUUGAAAUUGUUGGCCCUCAAAAUAUAGUGCAUAUGGUUACUGAUAAUGCUCCAAACUACAAGAAUGCAGGUUCUUUGUUGACUGAGAAAUAUCCUUCAAUUGCUUGGUCACCUUGUGCUGCUCAUUGCAUCAACUUAAUCAUGAAGGAUAUGACAAAGUUGCCUUCAGUAAAUGAUGUGAUUACACUUGCAUCUAGGAUCACUGUUUUUGUUUAUAAUCACAAGUGGCCUCUUAAUUGGUUGAGAAAUAGGCCUGGGUGGACGGAAAUCAUCAGGCCAGGUGAUACUCGUUUUGGUACCAGCUUCAUAGCACUGAAGAGCCUAUAUGAUCAUAAAGAACACUUGCAAGCUUUAGUCAUCAGUCCAGGAUUCAAAAUUUUUUUGAGAGUGGCUAAAGCGAAAGAAGCUAAACAAGUGAUUUUAGAUGAGAAGUUUUGGAAUAAUUGUUUAAUUAUUUCCAAGAUUAUGGGCCCGAUUAUGAGAUUGUUGCGCAUUUGUGAUUCUGAUGAGAAACCGUCACUUGGUUAUGUGUAUGAGGGCAUGUGGAGAGUGGUGAAAGGAGUGAAAGAGUUGUUCAAGAAUAAGGAGAGGUUAUAUGAGAAGUACGUUGAUAUAAUUGAAUCAAGGUGGGAUAGGAUGUUGAAAAAAAAUCUGCAUGCAGUUGCGUUUUGGUUGAAUCCUGCCUUUCAAUAUGAUCCCGAAAGCCCGACUGAUACCUCAGAGGUGAUGGCAGGAUUAGUUAAUGUUUGGGAGACUUUGUGCCCGGGUGUAGAUGGUUUCAUGGAGGAGAUAAAUACCUUUCGUGAAAAAAGGUUAGGUUUUGGAAGGAAGAUGGCUUUGGGUACUUCAAAAUCUUCACGGCCUGAUGAAUGGUGGAGGACUUUUGGUUUUGGUGGAGGACUUUUGGUUUUGAUGAUGAUGGAAAUACUAGUAGCAUCAACGAUGGUUUUUGUGACUUGA
This is a messenger RNA of Salvia splendens (bonfire salvia), 1431 nucleotides long. RefSeq lists its product as uncharacterized. The record is from RefSeq and is a predicted model, not a curated record. Bases 1 to 1431 code for a protein of 476 amino acids. The transcript has 3 exons. NCBI's taxonomy places the organism in Eukaryota, Viridiplantae, Streptophyta, Magnoliopsida, Lamiales, Lamiaceae.